Sphaerodactylus townsendi is the source of this 5059-nucleotide messenger RNA. It is a transcript of the gene SCD, whose product is annotated as stearoyl-CoA desaturase. The record is from RefSeq and is a predicted model, not a curated record. NCBI's taxonomy places the organism in Eukaryota, Metazoa, Chordata, Lepidosauria, Squamata, Sphaerodactylidae. Gene Ontology annotation, cellular component: endoplasmic reticulum membrane. The coding region runs from base 221 to 1294 and encodes 357 amino acids. Gene Ontology annotation, molecular function: stearoyl-CoA 9-desaturase activity; iron ion binding; palmitoyl-CoA 9-desaturase activity. The transcript is spliced from 6 exons. Gene Ontology annotation, biological process: response to fatty acid; unsaturated fatty acid biosynthetic process.
CCCCCCCCCCACCCCCAGCAGCAGCAGCAGCAGCAGCACCGGCAGCAGCAUCAGCGGCGGCGUCCUCGUGGCCGGGCGAGGGGCGGAGGGAGGUCAGGCGGGGGCGGCCCGCCCAGCCCAUAAAGAGCCGCCCCCCGCAACUCCGCCACGCCGCGCAGCAGCAGCAGCAGCCGCAGCAGCAUCCCACGAGCGCAGCCGCCGAGCGAGGCCGCCCGUUGCCAUGCCUGCCAACCUGCUGACCCCGCAGGAGUUCCCUCCAAGUUACUCGACCACGUUUGCUCCCGUGGUCCAGAAUGGGGCAUCUAACUCGGAGAAAGAAAUGCCCGCCUCCUACGAAGACUCCUCGGGAGCAGGGAGAGGUAUGACUGAUGACAUCUUUGAUGAGACCUACCGUGAGAAGACGGGUCCCAAGCCUGCCACGGUCUAUGUUUGGAGGAACAUCGUCCUUAUGGCCUUGCUCCACCUGGCCACCCUCUACACCUUCUUCACCCUUCCUUCUGCAAAGUUUGCCACCUUGUUGUGGGGAUUUGGGUGCUUUCUUGUAAGUGGCUUGGGAGUCACGGCUGGGGCGCAUCGCCUUUGGAGUCACCGGUCUUACAAAGCCAGCUUUCCUCUCCGGGUCUUCUUGGCUAUUGCCAACUCCAUUGCCUUUCAGAAUGAUAUUUAUGAAUGGUCCAGAGACCACCGCGUCCACCACAAAUACUCUGAAACAGAUGCAGAUCCUCACAACGCAUCUCGGGGUUUUUUCUUCUCCCAUGUCGGCUGGCUGCUGGUACGCAAACAUCCGGAUGUCAUCGAGAAGGGCAAGAAAUUGGACCUUUCUGACCUGAAGGCAGACAAAGUUGUGAUGUUCCAGAGGAGGUAUUAUAAGCUCUCCGUGGUGUUGUUGUGCUUCGUGUUCCCUACCUUGGUGCCUUGGUACUUCUGGGGAGAAAGCUUUUGGAAGAGCUUCUUGGUGGCUGCCAUCUUCCGCUACACCAUUGGUCUGAAUGCCACCUGGCUGGUCAACAGUGCUGCCCACAUGUAUGGCUGUCGGCCCUACAACAAGCACAUCAAUCCCCGGGAGAACCGCUUCGUCGUCUUUGGAGCUUUAGGUGAAGGCUUCCACAACUACCAUCACACGUACCCCUUCGACUACUCCACCAGCGAGUAUGGCUGGCGGUGGAACUUCACCACGAGUUUCAUUGAUCUCAUGUGCUACCUCGGCUUGGCGAGUGACUGCAAGAAAGUAGCCAAGGCGACUGUCCUGGCACGGAAAAUUCGGACUGGAGACGGGAGCCACAAGACCGGCUGAAGGCCCACAGUCCCCCCCCCCCAAUCGCCUUCUCAUCCUUCAAACAGCCUGACCAUAUGUUUCUGUGUUCUGUUCACUAACUACCCAGCAAUGUUAUCAGGGCGCUUUAAUGUGAUGACUAAGCCCUGGCAGCUCUCUCUUUUGAAGCGAUGAUUUUGAAGCCUGUAGCCUUCCCUUUCCACCUCUCAGCCUCCAGUGUCUUUUCUGUGGAUCCCCUUGUCUCAUUAGGAGCUGGUAGAGCAUUCUUCACCAGCUGGAAUCCCUGUAGUCAAUUAGAGGGGUUGAGGAACUACACCCUGCCCCCCCCCCCCCCCCAUGGCUACACCAAAGCCAGGGACUUCCUGCCCCAGAAGCAGUGCUAGCACAUACUUGAUGGAAGAUCAGCUGUCUGGCCUCUGAAGCUGGAGAGCUGUUUCCUCCCUCCUUUUUCUUCUUGAAGAGUGAUCUCGCCUGCCAGGGGUUCGUUCUGGUUUCUCAUGAAGUUGGAGAAGAGGGGUGUGUAUGUGUGUGUUGUGAAUGGGAACGAGGAAUACCUUGACUGGGCACGUGGGACAGGGGCAGAACACGGCUGUUCUUCUCCACCCACUGACGGUGAGAGGUGGAUGCUGAAGUCCUGAGACCCCUGUUCAAUCUAAUCCUACCGAGAACAAACUAAGAGUGAAUGUCCAGGGCCCUUUGUGGGGGUUUUUUGGCUGGGGGGUGGGGAAGGCACUUGGAAGAGGAAGGUAGCUUUUGCCAUUUUUUUCUUACUACAGUGUUGGUUUGCAGGGCAUGUCCUGUGUGGCUGGACUGUCUCUUCUUUUUUAAAGCAUUUCCCGCCCCCCCCAGGAAGUGGGGAGGGGAUGAGGCUGUUUCCCCCACCUUGUGAGGGAGCUUCCUACAGCAGGCCGUGUCAGUGAUCAGACUCCUUGAUCGACAGGUGGGAGUCGCUUGCACUGAUGCACUACCAUGUUUUUCUUUGAAGAGACACCUGGUCUAAUUACCUCCGCACUUGGUCAGUGGCAGGAGGCCAAACUGUGGUGAAACUCGAGAGUAAGAAACAGGUUUGUGGAGGAACUGGUGUGCAAGAGGGAAGGUGGCCAGACACCCUGAAUGCUUUCAUUUCCAAAUCUCCGAGUCAGGCUAUUCCCACCCCGUGACACAAUUUCACUCUCUCACGCCAUUAACAGACACAGAGGCCUGGUCUCCUUUGCCUCCUGCCGCCCUGAUGAGAAAUGUGGCCGUUCAGACAAACAAAGGCUGCCCAUUGUUUUUUCCAUCCAUUGGAGGGUUCAAUGGCAAACCCGUUCUUGGGCCUUGCAGCUGUUCUUGUUUCCCUCUCCCAGAAUCAGGUGGUGGGAAGGGUGGCCCGUGCAUUGAAGGGUCAGGUUGCCCAUCAGCUUUCUAAAAACCCCUUACAACAGAAAGCGAAGUGCAGGCAGAAGGGCGGGCACCUGGCCCUGGCCCAAGAAGUCAGCUGGGUGCCUCCGAAGCUGCGGGUUGCCUUCCACCGCGGCAUUCCUGUUCUCUCCGCCCAGGGACCUCCUCAAGGCAGCCCAUCGGUCGCUCCCCCCCCCCCCCUUGUGAUCAGCAGUGGGCUGGGAAGACAGCUGGGGACCGGCCAAGGCAAGACCUGCUUUGGUGCCAGCAGGCUGGAGUUGGGGCUGCAUGCAUGCGGAAAGGGGCCCUGAAGCCCCUCCCUUGCAAAAAUGGCACAAAGGACUGGGGGUUUCAGUAGAGAUCCAGCACGAGGGUUCUUGGGGGGGGGGGAGGCCAGAACCCACCCCAGAGGGCACUUGUUUGCCUAAUGCAGAUGUCACUGCAGGGGAUAAGGGGGCUACUGGCAUGCUUCUGAGUUGUAGUCAUGUGCGUGUGAAAGAGGGAAGAGUGGGUUUCCUGCUGUACUUGAGGGCUUCUCAGAAACAUCUGGGCUGGCGACAGGAUUCUGGUCACAGUGGCCUGACCCGGCCGGGCCCGUUCGUUUGGAUUGUGCUUCAGUAGAGCUGCUGCUGAGAUGUGUUGGCUGCAGACAAGGGAAUUUGGCACCAGCCAUGGAAUUCUUUUCUCUGGGGGCCUCAUGAAAACUGAGCAUAUCAAGCCUCUGGCACUCGGGGCCCACAGCACCACCUGACACCCUCCACAGUUUUGAGGGCUCAGUGCAAGGGAGGCCCUUUGGCUGAGCCAGAUUUCCAUGGGCAGAGCCCUGGCCCAGAGCAGGCUGGCAGAUCCUGCAUGUGCCCAGAACGUUUUUCCUCCCCCUCCGCCCCCUUCUUUGGAGAGCCUCAUAGGCUGAAGCAAGCUAGUGAGAGAGAGAGAGAGAGCUUUGCUGCCUCUGAGGCACACACAAUCUUUUAGUGUGAACAGCUCUGACUUUUGGGGCUGCACCUAAAGAACAAAACGUGGAGGUGCCCAAGAGGUGUUUGGAAAGGGCCAGGAUUGGUUGCCAUUAACUAGAGACUGGACACUCAUUUUCAUACCUGUGCCUGGCUCCUACAGAGACAGCUCCCGAGACGGCACACAACAUUUCUCUCUUGACCCCAAAUCAGUAUUGAGUUUGGCACAAGCUGCUCAGUCACAGUAUGUGCUCCCCCCCCCCCAAUUUUGACUCAGUUCGAGUUUUUUGCCUCGCUCAAAACAACGUUAGGCCACUAGAAGUCGAACCCAGCUCCAGAGUGUCCCUGGAAGAAGUCAAGGCCAGCAAAAGAUGCCUGUCUCUUCUACAGCUGCCUCUGCACCCUCCCUGCAUAUCUCGCCUCUGUGUUCACAACAGAGCUCCCAAGAGUUGCUGAGUCUUGGGGUGAGCCUUGUAAGCAAAGCCCUGGUGGUGCAGCUCUGAACAUUCGGGUGCCGAAUGGAAGUAAUCAACUGGGUGCCCUGCCCCCAGGAUGUUCAAAGAUACUGUAGGGUGCACAUGAACAAAUGUUUUGGGGUGCCUUAAGCUUUUCUUGGACAGACAUAAGAGUAUCAGCAGUGUCCACAGUAUUUUAUUUUCAGCUCUGCUAAAUAAAAUUAUUUUUUAAAACAGUUUUCAGGGGUAUUUUAUAUUAAUUGUUUACCUGCAUUGAAUUGUGGACAAAUGAGUUUUGUUUUGAACAUACAGAGUUGAUGUUUCUUAUAGGUUAAGGAAUAGUUACUUUCCUGUUAUUAUGCACUCUUAAUACAUAUGCGUGUGCGUGUGUAUGUUUUGUUGUUUAACCCAAAAUGAACUUUUGGCUUUGAUAAGAACCAAUUGCAGCUUGGAGGCCAGCAUCUACUCUGGCUGUAUUUGGACUAGCCGUGAAAGCCACCGGUGAGAUUCUUCUGGUCUUCUGUGCCUCUGCUGCUGCUUCAUGUGUAAUCCUCCAACCUUAAGAGGGACGUUUGCACCACCUGAGGAGCACCCGUGUAACACCAGUCGUGCUGAAAGGGAAGCCCCCUUGGGACUCAGCUGGUGUGCUCUGGGGGCCCUCUGGUUUAACUGGUUUGUGUCAGAUUGACCAUUGACUUAAAGCCUUGUUUCCAGUAGCAUCAAAUUUUGGCUAGCUAACGGGUUCCUUCCCCCUUUUUGAAACUGGAAAACAAUGUUCUAAUGGCAAACACUGUGAAGAUAAAUCUGUGAACGGGCUGGGCUCUGACGCUCUUGCAGUUGUGCAUACGGGGCUUUGUUUUGGUUCAGUUUUCCACUUCUAAUAUUUCUGCAUUUCACGUACUGAAAACGAUAGUUUCUACUAAUAUGUAACUGAAUAUCUGACUGUGCUGAGUUGAAGCUUUAUUGGUUUACAAUAAAUGGUUGAUUUGCAAAUUUGA